Messenger RNA from Seminavis robusta, 2880 nucleotides. NCBI's taxonomy places the organism in Eukaryota, Bacillariophyta, Bacillariophyceae, Naviculales, Naviculaceae. The record is from the annotation of a GenBank genome assembly.
AUGAUGCUUCGACCGAGAGCCAUUGCCGGCCCCCUGCUGGGACUUGUCGUGCUUACAGCGACGGUACUUUCGGCAGAGGAAAAGCGAGGACCAGUGCUGACCGAUGACUUGGAAUGUCAAUUGGUGGCGCUUUUGCCAUUCAGCGAUGAACGUGAGGGUCCUCCCAAGGCAAUCCAAGAUGAGGGUGUCGAGUACUACGGCUACGGGAUUUGGCCUGACAAGGAGACACUGGAGAAGGCCUCUUUUACCCUCAUGUUGACUGCUGAAUUGGCUGUCAAACACUUUAAUGAACGUGACGCUUCCAUCGUCCCCGAGAUUGCCGACAUUGACUAUUGCAACAUCACCUUCCCUUCCAUCCUCUACCGCGACAGCGGAUACAGUCGUCCCAUGGCAGUCGACGCACUACUCGACAUUACUCGCCAAGCUGCCAGCAACAACCAAGAUCCUACCAAAGCCAUGUGUGCUGUGAUUGGACCCACUCAUCCUCGAGUCAACGAAGGAGUUUCGGCCGUCACGGAAAACCUAUGGAUCCCUCAAAUGGCCUACUCGACAAUUGACCGUCGACUGUCUCGUCGGGCUGAUUUUCCAACUCUAGCUCGAACCAUUACUUCUUCGCAAGACUACGGAUUCGCCAUUGCCAAUUUCGUACAACGAGACGUCGUCGAGCGCAAGUUCUUGGCCAUUAUUUAUGAUGCAUCGGACUAUGGAGAACAGUAUGAAGAUCCAUUGGAAGACGCCGAGGACUUUUUGGAGGAAUACGCCACUAUCACGGAGCACAUUAUCGAAGGAGACAGAGGAUCCAUCGAAGAGUCGCUAGAGACCACUGUGGAGGAUGGAUACCACAGCAUUCUAUUGGCCACCGAUCGUCUGGCGGUCUUGGAUGAUGUCGCCGACGUUGCAGCAGACAUGGGGUUGUUGGGAGACGACUAUUUCUGGAUGCUUUCGGGAGAUAUGCUGACUCCCGCCAUGCUGCCACACAUCCAGUAUAAAGUCGAUUCCCCUACUGACAAACUACUCCGUGGUGCUGCCGUCUUCACCAACUACGACCCCUUCAAAUACUAUGGCGAAGCCGAUCCCUUUUUGAGGGCUUGGAGAAACCAACCGGACAGCAUUGCCGAACAUUUCAACGAACCAAUGAACAAUCCACUCAACAAAACCAUUCUCUCAAGCAUGGAAACUGCGGGGUACUUUCGAAGAGAGACGCCCACUGAGUAUGCCAGCUUCCUCUAUGACUCCAUCGUCUUGACUGGUCUCAGUGCGUGCAAGGCUCACAGCGAAGGCGGAGAACACGUAGCCGAAGUAUUCGAAACAGAGUUCCAGGGCGCAUCGGGAUAUGUUCAGUUCUCCCAAUCCCAUGAAACCAGUGAGCUAGCGUUGGGACGUCUGAACGGUAGAGACAUUUCGGGCGUCAUUUACGGAAUGUACAAUCUUCGACCGACGACUGUGGAUGAAAAUGACAUGCAAAGCUACGAGCUCGUCUUGACACACCUGUACACCAAUGACACACAGGUGGAAGGCUCGGAUAUGCCAGUUCCGGGGAGCUGGGUUCCUGUGGAAGGUACCGAGUUUCUCUUUUAUGAUGGUACCACCAACGAACCCCAGCCACUAAAGACCACUGCAGAAUGGAACUACUUGUCCCCAGGAAUUCACGCUUUUGGAUUGUUCCUCUGCUUCUUUGCUUUAGUCCUCGCUGUUGGCGCCGGAGUUUGGGUGUACGCCAUGCGAGAGGACCGUAUUGUGAAGGCCAGCCAACCCGAAUUCCUCUAUUUGUUGUGCCUCGGCUCGGCAAUGGUGGCUUUCUCCAUCUUCUUCAUAUCGUGGGAUGAAGACAAGGGUGUGUCUGAAGACACGCUCAGUGGAUUUUGCUCAGCAUUCCCAUGGUUUUUCGUGAUUGGAUACCAGGUCAUGUAUCUGGCCCUUUUCUUCAAGCUGUGGCGAUUGAGUAAACUGCUUUCCAUGAGACGACAAGCAGUACAGAUCAAUCAGGUGCUGAUUCCAUUCGGCAUUGUCAUUUUCCUCAGCGUUAUCAUUCUUAUGGUUUGGCAAAUCGUUGACCCCCUGGUAUGGAGUCGGGAAAUCACCAAUGCAGACGAAGAAGGGCAAUGGAUUUCCUACGCUGAAUGCAACAGUACGGGCGACGCUGGUGCACUACCAUUCAUCAUCCCCCUGGCCAUCAUUAUUUUCAUCUCUGUCAUUAUGACUGGAGCAAUAUCGUGGAAGUUGAAGGAUGUUCAGGCAGAACUCGCAGAGUCCAAGUGGAUCUUCUUCGCAAUCUUCUCGCAUGUGCAAGUUUGGGCAAUUGGCAUCCCCGUGUUUGUCAUCCUAGAUGGAGUUUCGAGAGACGCAUCCUACUUGAUCAUGGCAGCGCUUGCUUUCAUCUUCUCGGUUACCCUGGUCGCUCUUGUGAUUUGGCCCAAGAUGUAUGUCUGGACACGAAACCACUAUUUUGGUGGUCCUCCCAAGCCAAGAAUGUCAAUCUCUGUAGGCAAGAGCCAAACUGUCGUGUCUGGGCUGGACACGGCGGGUGGCACAGGGUCGACAAUGGCUUCAAACACAUCUUUUGCCGGUGCCGACCGGGCUCGAGCUGAAGCCAACGCGCGACGAGUCGUAGCACUUGAGAAUGAAAUGGAAGAAAUGAGACGCAUCCAUGAACAAGAGCGUUCUCACCUGAGUGACAUCGUGCAUAAUCUCGAAUCGCAACAAAAUGGCUUGAUCAUGGAUGCAGAGGUUCAUGCAGCCCCGCCGGCCCCAACCUUUUUCGAGGAAGCAGCCGCAGAAAAAGAUGUCUGGAACGCACCCGAAGGCGGCCGCAUGGGACGUCCAAACCCCUCGUCAGACGGUCCGUCGGACUAUACCCUCGACGACGAGCCUCGGUCUUAG